Messenger RNA from Panicum virgatum (switchgrass), 1661 nucleotides. RefSeq names its product lipid phosphate phosphatase gamma-like. Gene Ontology annotation, cellular component: endoplasmic reticulum membrane; intracellular membrane-bounded organelle. Gene Ontology annotation, biological process: protein N-linked glycosylation; lipid biosynthetic process. The record is from RefSeq and is a predicted model, not a curated record. Gene Ontology annotation, molecular function: dolichyldiphosphatase activity. NCBI's taxonomy places the organism in Eukaryota, Viridiplantae, Streptophyta, Magnoliopsida, Poales, Poaceae. Bases 579 to 1262 code for a protein of 227 amino acids. The transcript has 3 exons.
AAACGGCGCAAAUUUCAUGCCAAAGCGUCGCAAACCGGUUCAAAUCGUGUGCAACAAACAAAUGUUAUGGUAUGAGCAGAGAUCUUGAUCGUGCAGGUGCUCAACUGAACCACCAACAAAUGCAAGCUGGGCAGCAGAUAAUUGCGGUCGCCCAUUUUUGGUUAACAAACUACGGAUCUAGUAUAUCAAAUAUGGCAAAACUUGGUUACUGUAGCAAAGCUACGUAGUUUACCUAUUCUUGAUGAUUGGAUUUUGAAUUCUCCGUUGAUCCCUUGGUUCUGAACCGUCCGAUUCAUCCUUUCUGUGCUCGCUCUAGUAUUUUCCAUUUUUCCAUCUACCCCACGCGGCGUCGCUCCCUUCGCUUCUGGCACCUCCGUCCCGCUCCACGACGCGUUCCGUCCCCACACCCGGCAACACAACACGCGGCGGGCGCAAAUCCCGGCGACCCCCCACGCCAAUCGGAGCAGGGAGCAGGCGCCGAUCGAAUCGACCACCGGACCCCAAUCCCGAACCCCCGCCUCCAAUCAGGUCCUCCUCCAAUCCUCCGCGACGCGGGCCGGGGAGGCGAGAGCGCGACGAUGUCGGGGGCCGGGGAUUACCAGGAGAUGGCUGCGUCGGUGCCGCCGUCGCUGAAGGCCAUCACGCUGACGCACGUCCGGUACCGCCCGGGCGACCCGCUGGGCCUCUUCCUCGCGUGGGUCUCCCUCGUCCCGGUCUUCAUCAGCCUCGGGGGGUUCGUCUCCCACUUCCUCUUCCGCCGGGAGCUCCAGGGUCUCUGCUUCGCCGCGGGGCUCCUCGUCUCGCAGGCCCUCAACGAGCUCAUCAAGCACUCCGUCGCGCAGUCUCGCCCGGCGUACUGCGAGCUCCUCGAGGCCUGCGACUCCCACGGGUGGCCGUCCAGCCACUCGCAGUACACGUUCUUCUUCGCCACCUACCUCACGCUCCUCUCGCUCCGCCGGUCGCGCGCGCGCCGGGUGAUCGCCGCCGUGCCGUGGCCGCUGGCCUUCCUCACCAUGGUGUCCAGGGUGUACCUAGGGUACCACACCGUCGCGCAGGUUUUCGCGGGAGCAGUAGUGGGCCUUGUCUUUGGUGCUAUCUGGUACUGGAUUGUCAACACCAUGCUUGUUGAUUACUUCCCGAUGAUUGAGGAGAGUGCAAUCGGGAGGUGGUUGUACAUCAAGGAUACAUCCCAUAUUCCAGAUGUGCUUAAGUUUGAGUAUGAUAAUGCAAGGGCAGCAAGGAAGAAAGUUGCUACUGAUUGAGCUUGUUGUGUCCCCGGAUUUCAUUUUGCUCACAGUGAUUAUAAGAAUGUGUGCGGCAUGUUAUUUGCUUCAGUUGCUGCACACAGACAUGUAGCGACAACAUUUUCAGUAGAAAAGAAAUGUCUAUUACAGCUUGGCAUUUUGCUUUUCCUGGGCAUAUGCUAAUCUUUGCUCAGUCAUUUUGUUUCUCGUAAUGGCAGUUUGAUCAUAACUUGACGAUUGCUUACAUUUAGAAAAUGACAUGUGAACAAUACGUGAAUUCAUUUCCAGCAUCGAGAUAAUCUUUCGUUGCUUGUCUAUGUGUCAGAUAACUUCAAUGUGUUGCAUUCUAUGUUGUCGAAACAUGAAUACAUGUAUGAUGUAUGCCAAUCUUUAGCAAUGUUUUAGCAUUUUUGUGUA